AUGUCUGACCGACACACUCUCACUGAUGAUGACGCGCUCUGUGCUCCUGGAACCGUCCGCCUUGAAGACUGGCACCAAGAUUAUCCUGCAUCCGCCACCCUCGUCCGAUCCCAACGAUCCCCCUGGCGCAAGGCCACCAACGUCCUCCUCGCCUCCUUUUACGUGCUCUUGACCUUUGCGCAGCUCGACAUUCCCUUUACCGCCUGGAGCCAGUAUGAGCAGCAGCUCGGCUUCUCCCCCGGCGUGCUGAACAGCGGCGCCGCCUUUAACCACACGGGCCUGGCCAUUGGCUGCUUCUUCCUCGUCCCGCUGGUGCACAAGUACGGCUGGCGUCCGCUCUACCUCGUCAGCAUCCUCAUCUAG
This is a messenger RNA of Cordyceps fumosorosea ARSEF 2679, 363 nucleotides long. RefSeq names its product Major facilitator superfamily domain, general substrate transporter. The record is from RefSeq and is a predicted model, not a curated record. NCBI's taxonomy places the organism in Eukaryota, Fungi, Ascomycota, Sordariomycetes, Hypocreales, Cordycipitaceae. The coding region runs from base 1 to 363 and encodes 120 amino acids. The transcript has 2 exons.